UCGACGGCGUGUCUCGCGCCUUGCAGGCGUGCUGCCGACUGUGAACAUGUUCGUGCACCGGCUCAGUUCUCGCGCGGCCGGGGCCGUGAGGCUGUGGAACGGCGAGCCAGCGCGGCGAUCCACCCCUGCACCGACGCCAGAACUCAUCCUUUUCGAGUACGAGGCCUCUCCUUGGUGCCGCCGCGUCCGAGAGACACUUGGCGUGCUCGGCCUCGCGGCUCUAAUCAAACCGUGCCCUCGCGAGACGCUGCGGGCGGAGGGUGCGUUUGGAGCAACCUCGAGGCACAGGCCCGAGGCGGCUGCCGCGGCGGCGGAGGCGGGAGCAUCUAGCCGCCUCAGCUUUCCUCUGCUGGUGGACCGGACGGCGGGCGUCACGCUGAGCGACAGCGCCGCCAUCUGCGAGCACUUGUGGUCUCUGUACGGCGGCGGCGUCGAGCGGCCAACGCUGGAUCAGGCGCUCAACCCAAGGAUGCGGACACUGCUCGACUUCCCUCUCCUUGCGGCGCCUUCGGCGCUGCGCCCGUGGCCGGAGGCGGGGCUGAUGCUGGCGCCUUCUGAGCCCAACCAGCAGCCGCUCCUGCUCUACGGCUGCGAGGCGGACGCGGGCUCGAGGCUCGUCCGCGAGGCGCUCUGCUGUCUGCAGCUCGAGUACCGCUCACAGCCGCGGCCGCUGUCGGCGCCGCUGCCCGCGCUCGAGGAUCCGAACAGCGGCUUCGCUGCGUUUGGCGCCAGGCAGGCGCUCGAGCACCUCGACCGCACCCACCGCACCGGCGAGGCGCUCGGCUGGCUGGCGCCGCUGCCGUCGCCCAACCUCGGCGAGGCGCGGAUGCACCCCGUCCUCGCGCGCCUGCUCGGGCGAUGAGGAU
Molecule: messenger RNA, 866 nt
Organism: Emiliania huxleyi CCMP1516
Lineage: Eukaryota; Haptophyta; Isochrysidales; Noelaerhabdaceae
Exons: 4
Coding region: 47-862 (271 amino acids)
Source: RefSeq, a predicted model, not a curated record